Molecule: messenger RNA, 1635 nt
Organism: Cladophialophora yegresii CBS 114405
Lineage: Eukaryota; Fungi; Ascomycota; Eurotiomycetes; Chaetothyriales; Herpotrichiellaceae
Exons: 1
Coding region: 1-1635 (544 amino acids)
Source: RefSeq, a predicted model, not a curated record
AUGCUUGUGCAUAUGGAGGUAUCCGAUGGGUCAUCCCCUUCAUCUCCGGUUGAGCUCGUCGCAAAUCUGCAAAAACGUGCAGAUGCACUAUUGCGAGAGUUUCGGCGUUACCAAGAGCAUCUCAAACUGCAUCGAAGACAACAAGAAGUCGAGCUCCGGGCAUUCAAGCGGGGAAUCGAGUCAGAGAUUAGGACUCUAGAGAAGCUAAGGCUUGUAUUUGGGAGUCCCGAUGGCUGCCCUUCCGUCCACGACCAGCAGGAGAAAAGUCCGCAAUUGCACGCAUUGAGGAGUUCUAAUCUUCCAUUCUAUGAAACGGUUUGGGAUGUGGCCAAAUCGAGCGAGUGCAUCACGUCCCUAGGUAAGAAAAUGCACCCCGCACGAAAUGGCUGCGGCGCUCAAGGAAGAUCUGGGAACGGGACUCCAGCAAGCCAAGCUGGCGAGCCUGGAGAUGUUCACAAGCAAGGAGUUGUCGUGGACAUUGCCGCUCACAAUGGUCUAGAAUGGAUCAAAGUCUCCACUUUGACGGAGAAACGGCUUCUAUUCGAGAUGGCGAAGGAAGGCUGGGAGCGUUAUGGCAAUGCUAGCGGUUACAACGGAGAGGAUAGCAAUGAGGAUAGCGAACAGGAAGCCGAGGACAGAGGCAGCAGGCUCGAGCUCGUGCGCCUCGCGGAAGACCUUAGGACGGCUGCUCAGGAAACCAGAGUACAUUUCCGACAUCCGCAGAUUCGAUUCGUCCUUCCGAAGAUUCGCGAAGGCGUGCUUGCGGAGGUGGACGCCUUUCUUGCUGAUUUGCGGGCAACUGGUGCAGUUGUACAAUGCAGCAACGAGACGGACAACGUCCGCGAGCUCGCGCACUUUGACCUCGACAGAAUGAUGCCUACCUCGGCAAAUGAUCCCUUGACACCAACCAUCAAUGUCGACUGUACCAUACUUCUAGCUCUGAUAUCGGACAUCUCUCAUCUUUCUCGGCAUCAACUUUGUGCCGAUGCGAUCGGCAAGUCCCCACACUAUCACAGAGCAAUCAUGAACCAAAUUGAAGCUGAAGAGUCAGCAUCUAUACUGCCGAGCGAGAUAUAUCCUCUCUUUGCUGAUCGAAAUCUGGAAUGUACUUCGCAUGCCGCACAGCGGAUGCGGGAAAUCGUUGAGAUCAUGGCGACAUCGAGUGAACGAAGACGUGCAGAGGUCCUCUUGGGCGAGGGUCAAUACAAAGAUCAACCAGCAUCAGGCUUGAGGCAGGCUUUCGGCGAGCAUUCCUUGCACCAUGUCCCGCAAGAUCUACGGCUCCCUGUCAGAGUUAUCGACAUGGACGUGCACGAAGUCCUAUCGUCUGGCCGUGAUCUGAUGGCAGUGGAUGCUCGGUUCUGCCAUGCGUUCCCUGCCUCUAUUGCUACUCGGGCGAAGGACUCGCUGCAUCUCACUCCCAUAAACGCCUCGGUGUUUCUCUAUGGCUGGGUUCGGCAAAUCACGACGAUUACGAGCAAUCGCGCGGUGGCCAGCGGGCUUCUUAAAGCGAUCAAUGAGAUUCUAGACGUGGACGAGCGUCAGUGCAGUGGCUUCGACGGGGAAUUUGUCGGUCCGCUUAUCCACAUCUGCGACACCGCAAGGAGCUUGAUAGGGAAGGCGAAGUUCAAGUAG